This is a messenger RNA of Rodentolepis nana, 1002 nucleotides long. The record is from the annotation of a GenBank genome assembly. NCBI's taxonomy places the organism in Eukaryota, Metazoa, Platyhelminthes, Cestoda, Cyclophyllidea, Hymenolepididae.
AUGAACUGCACUUGGGAAGGCAUUGUUUCACAACAGGACUGGAACGUUCUCGACUUUACCAUGAUAGCUAUUGAGUGGAUCGGAAUGAUUCCUAACAUUUUAGCCUUUUUUCUACUCUGUCAAUUGGAUGGAAAAACCAGAACCAGCCUUCUCAUGCUUCGGACUGUUGUUAUUUGUGCAUUUCUUAAGCUUUUAAUCAAUUUUAUCGAUGAUAUUUGUCCACCUUCAAUUGAAACUGGGAUCUACGGACUUGAUUUCUUCAUAUGUGGUGUUUGGGAAAGCAGAUUCGUUUACUGGAUAUUUUCAAUAGUUGGGGCUCAUGCAUUGAUUUAUUUUGCCGCCUACCGAACGAUGCAAAUCGCGGAGCAUCUGCAGUUCUCUUUCGCUACUAGCGCAAACAUUGACCUCAUCUAUGUGGCCGGACUGACCAUUUACAGCGUUAUGAUAACGUUUCCUCAAAUAGUCUCAGUUCAGUUCUAUGGGGUUGGGUGUCAAUGUGGAAAGAAACUGAAUAGUGAUUGGGGAUCUGAACUUGUCUAUGCUCAAGUUUACAUAUUUUUCUCCCAAGUUUUUAUUAUUAAUUCAAUGAUACUGGCCAUUUGUAGUAUGAAUAUAAUCAAAUGGAUUAAAAACACACCCAAAGAGUCUUUUUACGAUACUCUCAACAUUUUACAUUUCAAAGAUGACACGUUGAAGAUGACACAAGCAUAUGAAAAGGAGUGCGGUUGGUCAACGUCAUCAAUGUGCAUUGUACCCAUGACUUUUACAUACACCAUUGCAUUUUCUUUCGAUACUACUUAUCAAUUUGUCAGUGCUAUCGGACUUACAUCGCAUAAGCAAAAUGACAUUUGUCACAAAAUCGCUCAGGCACUUCUUCUUAUUCAUCCAGCUGCAAUACCAUUUGUAAUCUUCUACUAUAUUCCCGCUCUCAGAUUUCGCGCGCUGAGACAUUGGAACCAAAUCUUGGUUUCAAUCGGCCAAUGCAGAAACAUAAGGUCAUGA